CUUGCAACGCGGCCGGUCAGUCGGAGGUUCCAUUUGGCCUCUGGGUCGCAGUCCGCAGACAUCCGGGCGGGUUGUGUAGCGACUUUGGUGGUGCAAGGCACAGUAUAUCGGGACUUUGAACUGCUGGUCAUGCCUAAUCUGUGUGCACCUGUGCUAUUGGGGCUGGACUUCCAGAGCCAUCUCGAAAGUGUGACUAUGGUAUACGACGGGCCCCUCCCACCACUCACUGUCAAGAAUCCUCAGUUUUGUGGGACUUCUUCACAUACCCCGCUACUGACCACACACACACACACACGGACACACACAUCCCAUCCAGAACCAGGCCAACAGCUGCGCUACCGACACUUGCAGCCUCUCCACUCUCAAGAUCCCUCCCCCACCGCUGUUCGCCAACCUGACCCCCGACUGUAAACCUGUGGCAACCAAAAGCAGGAGGUACAGCGCGGGGGACCGGGCCUUCAUUCAGUCGGAGGUGCAGCGGCUGCUCAGGGAGGGGAUCAUUGAGCCGAGCACAAGCCCUUGGAGGGCCCAGGUGGUUGUUGUUCGGACUGGGCAGAAAAAUAGGAUGGUGGUGGACUAUAGUCAAACCAUCAAUAGGUUUACGCAGCUUGACGCAUACCCCCUACCCCGCAUCGCGGAUAUGGUCAACCAGAUUGCUCAGUAUAAGGUGUACUCGACAAUAGAUCUGAAAUCCGCUUAUCACCAGCUCCCCAUCUGCCCAGAGGACCGCCCCUACACCGCCUUCGAGGCGGGCGGCCGGCUCUAUCACUUCCUGCGCGUCCCUUUCGGUGUCACGAAUGGUGUCUCUGUCUUCCAGAGGGAAAUGGACCGGAUGGUGGACCAGUACCAACUGCAGGCCACAUUUCCCUAUCUGGAUAACAUCACCAUCUGUGGUCAUGACAGGCCAGAUCACGACGCCAACCUCCAACGGUUUCUCCAAGUGGCCGCAGCUCUGAACCUUACUUAUAACAGGGACAAGUGUGUUUUUGGUACCACCCGCCUUGCUAUACUUGGGAAGUCUGUCACUGGGACCACCCUACCAGUUUGGCUGACGUCCCCGGGGCCAGUGCUGCUCCGGAAACAUGUGAGGAGCAAUAAAUACUCCCCGCUGGUGGAGAGGGUUCACCUUCUCCAUGCGAACCCCCAGUAUGCUUACGUGGUCUUACCUGAUGGGCGGGAGGACACGGUCUCCAUCCGCGACCUGGCACCCGCAGGUGCAGCAGACCACUACCCUGAAGGCUCUCCGGUAACUGUGAACCCUGCACCAGAGGUGACACCGUACUCACCAGGCCCUACACAGACUCCUCACGACACUUGUAUACCGGGCGUUUCGUACGCAUUUAUACCAGGCGCCUCGCACAUGCAUGAGGGAUCACCGGCGCCUAGUGGGCAAGAACACGCGCAACCCCCGUCCCCUGUGCAAUCGCCAAUGUUGCCGGCACCUAUGCGGUCACAGCCGGUGCUACGUAGAUCGCAGCGACAGAUUCGACCGCCUGAUCGGCUUGACUUGUAAGAACCUUCGCUACAUGAGGACUUUUUCAAACGAAGGGGGGGUGAAUGUGGUGAACUAUGUGCCUGUCGGGACACGCCCCUGCUGACUGCUCCUGUGGCUCCUCCCACAGGCCCCUGUAUAAAGGAGACCUGCGGCCUGAAGAUCGGCCUCAGUCUCCAGGACCUUGUAUGAUAGACACUCACUCCUGGUUCCUUCUUCCAGUCAA
Hypanus sabinus (Atlantic stingray) is the source of this 1718-nucleotide messenger RNA. RefSeq lists its product as uncharacterized. The coding region runs from base 566 to 1513 and encodes 315 amino acids. NCBI's taxonomy places the organism in Eukaryota, Metazoa, Chordata, Chondrichthyes, Myliobatiformes, Dasyatidae. The record is from RefSeq and is a predicted model, not a curated record. The transcript is spliced from 2 exons.